AUGAUAGCUAACCUCUUCUGUCUCGUCUUUAAGCCUGUAGAAGGCAACGUCGCUUUUACAGAGGACGCUCAAGUUAUAUUCUUUGAUAUUCUCAGGUCUCUCAGUACCAAGCAGGAGCCGCCAUCUCCGCCUGCCGCUACAGACAAAGGUAAAUCCGAGGAACCGCCAGCUCGAGCUUCGAAGCUUGAGUUCAAGACCGUUAAUGAAAUUUGGGACACAAAGGCAUACAAGUACAAGAUUGUGGAAUCAAUCACGCUACCCGACGAAGAGAAUGAGCUGGAUCAAUAUAUUUUUGUAGUUCGCAUGCGGAUUGAUAGGACGACUGAGAAACAGAUAUACCACGUUGAUAUUAAAUCUGAGGGCUUGCGAGACGUCCUCAGGUCGGUUCUGCAAGACGUCAAAGGCAUCUGCCUGCGAGAGACGAAACCUUCAAACCUGCUCUUCUACUAUCUCUCUGAUCUCGAGGCGUAUCGAAGUAAUACUGUCCUUGACGACUCGACGCUCCAACAUCUUAGUUUGUUGGUCGAUUUCAUUAAGAAAACCUAUGAAUCUACCGCCGAACGCCUCUCUGCGCUUCUUGAGAAGCGUGAAAUUACGUAUGACCUUCUGUGGGCCUUUUUCAAGCCGAACGCGGUCAUUUACACUACUUGUGUCGGCACAGGCAAGCCAAGAUGCGUCAAGUAUGAUUUUAGCGAAGAGAGAAAACAAAUCGACGGAGUAGAGUACUUUUAUAUAGGUUAUUACUAUUUAGACUCCGAUGGGAAAGUUUUUGGCGAGGUAUUGACUGCACUUGGGAUUGAGAAAUUCCGUGGGACAAGGAGGAUUAACUCCCUUGGAAAAAACUAUCCGGUUAAGCUACUUGUCAAUAGUCGGAUCAUGGUCAAUGCGAUUUAUUUCCGAGAGGCUAAUCCGAACUACGCCAGAGCAAGCAUGGAUGAAUCUGAUAAAGAGAGCUCGUCGCUUUCUGGCUGGACUAUUUUGGGCUCGGAUGAGUCUGAAAAGUCACCCGAUGCAGUUAAGAAGACUGGCAUGGAGCCGUCAGACGUGAAGGGGGAAGACCUCCUAAUCUGCAGCCCAACUUUGCUUGGGUUCAGCCUCGGUAACAAACUAUGGGCUGAGUUUGCGAUUAAUGAUAUUAGGGAUAUCGAAUGGCAGCCCGAGGCUCUUUCCCACCUUCAGAUACCCCAAAAGAAAAAGAAAGCCAUCCAUGUUCUUCUCGAAGCCCAUAUAAAACGAGCGUCAAGCGAUUCCUUGUCGUUUGACGACUUCAUUAUAGGGAAAGGGCUGGGGUUUAACGUCUCCGCUGGCGAGCUAGGUAGAACCGCUGAAGAACUCGAAAACCGAUUCCCUCUGAUCUUUGAGCGAGCUUCAAAAUGGAAUGCACUCCUUCUCCUGGACGAAGCGGAUGUUUUCCUCGAGCAAUGCUCAAUCGGUGAUAUUAACCGAAAUGCUCUCGUUUGUGUUUUCUUACGGACCUUGGAGUAUUACCAGGGGAUUAUGUUCUUUACAACCAACCGCGUAAAACAGAUCGAUGAUGCUAUUGCAAGCAGGAUAUACUUCAAGAUCAAGUAUAAUAUUUUAGGCCCAGACCAGAGAAGAGGCGUGUGGGAGUACUUCCUGAAAAAGGCUACGAUACCUCAAGGCCCGCUAGUAUAUAGUAAAAGUGGCCUUGAAUCUCUGGUGCAGAAGCCGUUGAAUGGUCGCCAGAUUAAAAAUCUCACCUCUACGGCCUAUGCCUUAGCUCUCCAGGAGGGAACUCAGGUGACUCUGUCUUAUCUGGAAUUCGCAAUUGAAGCAGGCGAGGACUUCGAACGUGAUGUCAACGGCGCAGGGUCGAUAGAAGCUAUGCGUGGUUAUUUCUAG
Molecule: messenger RNA, 1863 nt
Organism: Hyaloscypha bicolor E
Lineage: Eukaryota; Fungi; Ascomycota; Leotiomycetes; Helotiales; Hyaloscyphaceae
Exons: 9
Coding region: 1-1863 (620 amino acids)
Source: RefSeq, a predicted model, not a curated record